AUACAUCACAUGCGUGCAUACAUGUAUGAUGAGAUCCGAAACCUUCUUCCAUUCGCAAUGCCCUCUCUUUCUUCCUCGAAUUUCAUUCAAAUCCCUCCCAAGCAAGCCAACCGCUCUUGCCUCGUCCAAUCCAUCUUCGCCCUCUGCUCUCAAAAUAAUUUCAAAAAAGCCAUCGACUCCUUAUCCCUUCUCUCCUCGCGCGGCAUUCGUUUAGACACUUCUACCCUCGCCUUCCUCCUCCAUCAAUUCGGGACCACCAAAUCGCUUGCUCUCGCCAAAUCGGUGCACCUACAUUUGAAGCUCACCGGCCGAAAACGCCCCAAAAUCUUCUUAUCAAACCACCUUAUUCAUCUCUACUUCAAUUGCGGCAGCCACAGUGAUGCCCGCAACGUGUUCGAUAAAAUGUCCGUUAGAAAUAUCUUCUCCUGGAAUGCGAUGCUCGCUGGGUAUACGAAGUUGGGGAUGUUGAAGCCUGCACGGAGAGUGUUCGAUCAAAUGCCUGAACGGGAUGUUGUAUCGUGGAAUACGAUGAUUAUUGGGUUGGCACGGAACAGUUCGGGCGAGGAAGCUGUUGGGUUUUAUAUGCAGUUGCGGCGGUCUUCGGUGGGGUCUAACCAGUUUAGUUUUGCUGGGGUUUUGAUUGCCUGUGUGCGGCUUGAGGAGUUGGGGCUUACUCGGCAGGUUCAUGGGCAGGUUUUGGUUGUUGGGUUCCUAUCGAAUUUGGUUAUCUCAAGCUCGAUCGUGGAUGUGUAUGCGAAGUGCGGGUGUGUUGAUGAUUCACGCCGGUUGUUUGAUGAAAUGCCGGUGAGAGAUGUGCUUGCUUGGACCACUUUGGUUUCGGGGUAUGCAAAGUGUGGUGAUUUGAAAUCUGCACAUAGAUUGUUCGAUGAUAUGCCUGUAAAGAAUGCUGUGUCUUGGACUGCCUUGAUUGGGGGGUAUGUUCGGAAUGGUCUGGAGCCUGAGGCACUUGAGCUUUUCAAGAAAAUGGUAAUGGAAGGUGUAAAACCUGAUCAAUACACUUUCAGUAGUUGCCUCUGUGCUUGUGCCAGCAUGGCUUCGCUAAAGCAUGGCAAACAGACCCAUGCACAUUUGAUCAGGAUCGGUUUCAAUCCUAAUGCAAUAGUCGUCAGCACUCUUGUCGAUAUGUAUUCGAAAUGUGGGUGCUUGGAAGAAUCUCGGCGUGUUUUCAAUUGUAUGGCUAAGAAGGAAGAUUCUGUGUCAUGGAACACAAUGAUCGCAGCAUUAGCACAACACGGUUAUGGUGAGGAGGCAAUAAAAUUGUUUAGGGAAAUGGUGAGAGCAGGGACAAAGCCAGAUCAGAUCACCUUCGUUGUCGUCCUCACUGCUUGUAGCCAUUCGGGCUUGGUGCAAGAAGGGAUUCAAAUUUUUGAGUGCAUGAGACGGGACCAUGGCAUUGUUCCCGGGCAAGAGCAUUAUGCAUGUUUGGUCGAUCUUUUGGGCCGUGCAGGACGUUUUGUUGAGGCGAUUGAAUGGAUUGAGAAGAUGUCUUGCGAGCCUGAUGCUAGAGUUUGGAAUGCAUUGCUUGGAGCGUGUAGAAUUCAUGGUAAUAUAGAAUUGGGUACAAGAGCAGCUGAGCAUCUUCUCGAGUUGGAGCCUCAGUCUCCUGCUGCCUACGUGCUGCUAUCGAAUAUGUAUGCUGCAGUUGGUCGGUGGGGGUCGGUGGAGAAGGUGAGACACCUGAUGAAUGAGAGACAGGUGAGAAAAGAGCGGGCAAUUAGCUGGAUUGAAGUCGAUGGUAAUGUGCACGCAUUCACUGUAUCAGAUCGGCUGCAUCCUUUGACAGAUGCAAUAUUUGCAGUUUUGGAACAGUUAGCUGGCCACAUGGAAGAUGUUCCUUUCAUAAUGUGAAUCUGAAGAGGGUACAAAGCUUGCUGUAUCAGAUCAGCUACAUCCUUUGACAGGUGCAAAUUGCAGUUUUGGAACAGUUAACAUGAAUCCGAAUAGUGUACAAAGAUUGCUGCUUGCCCAUAUUAUCAGCUUUGCAACAGGACUAGACGACGAGAGUCCAAUUGUAUUUUUAUCAUUACAAUGAGGAAAGAGCCCUACAUAAGUUGAUCUUGUGAGUACCUUGGUGCAUGUUGCUCCUGGGAGUACCUUACCUCACAUGCCAAUGUGGCACGUGGCACUUGUGUUAGAUCAAGUCCAUUCCUCAUGUGGGCCCUACUUUCCAUUGCCAUGCUUGAGAAUCAGUCCAGUCUAGUCAUCAAGUGAGCCAUACGUGAUGGCUCCCGCCAAUAGCUCUUCUAUUCUUACCAUACCUUGGAAGCUUCCAAUCACUCGGUUUGGUGACAUUAACUGCUUACUUCUAAGUUGAAGAUGGAUAUAAAAGCUUAUCAAACAAGGGAUCAAGUAGAACCCGACAAAUUUUCAGUGGCCGUCAAGAUUCCACAAAUGAGAUCAACACAAAUGCAAGGAACUGUUGUCAGUCUGGUAAACAAUGAACAGACGGAUCUUUACUACAACUUUGGCUUUUGCAGUGUCAUGUUUGACAGGAUGCUCUUCCCUUUAGAAUGUAGGCGCAAGCCACCUCUUUGCAGGAUAUUCUUCCCUUGCGAGAGCUCCUCAUGGUGAAAGUUCAGAGGCAUUUUCACAAAUAUUGAAAGAGUUUCCUUGGAGGUAUCCAUGCUUUCAUGUGAUAUUUAAAAAUAGAAAUAAAAAAAAUCUUAAAUUGUUUAUGCAAUAAAUUUCGGCAGGAGUUUAUUCUA
Molecule: messenger RNA, 2726 nt
Organism: Magnolia sinica
Lineage: Eukaryota; Viridiplantae; Streptophyta; Magnoliopsida; Magnoliales; Magnoliaceae
Product: pentatricopeptide repeat-containing protein At2g21090
Exons: 1
Coding region: 10-1869 (619 amino acids)
Biological process (GO): RNA modification
Molecular function (GO): RNA binding; protein binding
Source: RefSeq, a predicted model, not a curated record